GCCUACCCUAUUAUCAUAAGGGAACAUCAACUCAAUUUUCUGUGGGUAUGAUAGAACCAUCUUCUAUCUGCUACGGCGCGAGUUAGUCGCGCUCAAAAAUUAUUUUCAGCGAUCCGCCGGAUGAACUAAAUUCCGCUGAAACCACCUAAUCCAAUGAAGCCAGGGCAAGAGAACAUCAUACAGUAUAUUCAACGAUCCCAUUCUAUGAGCUAAUCUAUAUUGGUUUUUUUUUCCCCCGCUGGUAAAUCCUGAAAUACCUAUAUAUAUAUAAGCGUAUAUUUCCUCAGCUACCUAGGCAUCUGCUCACAAAGGGCCGCCAAACCUUAUUAUUCUACAAUUUCCACAUCUUGCACAAUAUCCAAAAAGCCAGAUCCGAAAGCUAAAUGCCCCUCUAUGCAUUUGGUUCAAACGGCUCAGGCCAGUUAGGGAUCGGCCACUUGGACGAUGUUCCAGCUCCCACUCGGUGUCUCUUUGUACAAGAGAAUAAAGAAAAUCAUUCAGACGGAAUCGACAUUCCCCUCGCAUCAGAUGAACCCACCCAAAUCGCCGCUGGGGGGAACCAUACUCUAGUGCUUUUCAAGUCCGGCGCCGUAUAUGCUGCUGGAACUAAUCAGAACGGCAGAUGUGCACAUGAUCCUGAUAGACAUUCCUCGUUACUACAAUUCAGUAGAGUGGUAUUUGUCAGAGAAGACGGGAGUUUCGUUAAUCGCUUCAAGGCCAUUUCGGCAACAUGGGAAGCGUCCUUUUUCGUCGAUGCAGAACGGGGUCAUCUCUACGCCUGUGGAGUGGGCAAUAAAGGUGAACUAGGGCUGGGGGCAAAUUGCGUGCAGGCAAAUAGUCCCACGCGGAUUCGCGACUUUCCACCACCCGCGGCUGAAGUAAUUUCUAUCUCUAGCAGCCUUUCCCAUACAGCGGCAACGCUAUCGAAUGGGGAAGUGUAUGGAUGGGGAAUCUCGAGGAAAGGUCAGCUAGGUGAAGGGAAUGUACAAAAGAAAAUUCUGUGGGCACCGCAAAAGAUCGAGGAUAUUUCAUUCUUCGCUUGUCAGGUUGCCUGUGGAAGAGAAUUUACAGUCAUUGCUGGAAGUGCUGAGACGGGGGAGAUUGCAAUUUUUGGAUCUGACAAGUGGAACAUAAUCUCUGGUGCACCGAAGGAGAUUAAAAAUUACGCCAUGCUAGCAGCCAGUUGGCAUGGUGUAUAUGUUCAUGGACAGGAUGGGUCUACCAGAUCGUGGGGCAGAAAUGAUCGCGGCCAGUUACUUCCACCAAAGCUUCCACAGCCGACGAAGCUGGCAAUAGGGAGUGAACAUGUUGUUGCUAUAAUUGAGAGCGGGGAGGUAGUGGCAUUCGGAUGGGGUGAGCAUGGCAACUGUGGACCAAACACCGAUACACAGGGCAAUGUGGCUGGGCGGUGGAAUGAGAUCCCGCUGAGCAUUGAAGACAGCAGGACGGUCACCGGUGUAGGAGCAGGUUGCGCGACAAGUUGGAUUAUGACGGCCUGAAUGCAUAUACCUCUCGUGGAAGGCUCGCAUCAAGCAUAUUAACAGAGAAGGAGCCAAACGUGCCUUCUUGUCAAUUUGCCGAUCCCCAUACGGAGCCCACCAAUUCAGCUAUCAGGUGGCUACUUUAUGCAGGACGCAAUAUAUAAUUCAAACCACUUCUCCAGCAAUGUCAAUCGAAUAUCCCUCGUACCUAUUCUAAAGUCAGUAUCAGCAUGCCAAAACAUAAGGAUAUACAUACCUGAGAUAUCCGUUGCGUCGGAGGUAUUGCUACGGAGCUUUCCUGGUCCUGGGCACUUCGCUGUCUCAUACUUGCCCCAGUGGGCGUGAUAUCCUGGAUCCGCCCUCCAAUGCUCGCCUGCAGCGCAUCCUAUAGAACUGAGUUAGGUUUGCCGAUCGAAAAACGAAGAAGUAACUCCUGACAUACCUGAUCCAUGUGUGUAUCCCAUCCAAGAGUGUCCUCCUCCUCAUCACCAUACUUCGGCUCAUCCCAUUGUUGGUCGUCGUCAACCGGGACGAACAAUGAUUCGAAGGGAACUGACGCAUGUGGCGGGUGCGGCAGGACACUCGUCUGAGUUUCCUCUCUGGCUGCUGCUUGCGACGGUGGUUGGAGAGGGUGAGCUCUCGGGACAGAUUCCGGAAUCUCAGGUGGCGGAAUGGCUGUAGGCUCUCUUGAAUGGGCGGUAGUAGAGCGUGGAUAUGGCCGAGCAGAUAACUCGCGAUUCCUAUUUCCAGAUCCGGGCGACGUCUCUCCACUCUCCCCUCUCGUCAUUAACGUGAACUCGCACGUCAUCCCACCUACUUCGUACGACACCUGCAUUGGCCGGCAUGGACGGGUAUAUCGUGCCACUACCCUUGCACUCAAUGAAUGCGCGUGGACGACAAUGGCCUUGAAGUCCUUGACGUUGAUAGCGACAUGGAGUUUAUCCUCCACUGUGAAAUGGUCAAAAUCUUUGAUGUCAAUAGCUACCGACGUAUGAACGGGUUGCUUGAGGAUUUCUGCAGAUAAAGGUUAGACAUUUAGAGGCUAGAAGCAGUUUUCAUGACCAAUUAAUGCACCCCCUUCCUUACCUUUUCCAUCUGCAACUUUUGUAGUAAAGCUUGUGAACACCACUCGAUUGUUUUCAGAGGAUAUAUCCAACUGCUCAGCAGUAUGACCAAAAUGGUCAAUAAUUUCUCGCAGAUACUUGGAAUCUAUGCCCCAUUGGUUUUCGGUCUUAGAUUUGUCGAAAAGAGCAUGCUGAAUUUCCGCAGCUUCGUAAGUUAAUUUGUAUGUCUUGACGACCCCUAAAUGACGCACGUUAGCGUGCCAAACACAAAAAGGAAUCAAUGCCAAAAAAAAAAUGGGUUGCGCCAUACCAUGCCUGCAUAUCAUCUGGAUGAUAAAUCUGCACUGGGUUUCGUCCGGACUGUAUUGAAGCCGCAUUUCACAACGUUCAACAGCAGUCUCUCGGUCUUUGAAGUCACUUGCUCGGGCCCUAAACACCGAUAAGAGCGUCUGGAUAAAUUAUUAGCAACUAGUAACACACGAGUGGCA
This is a messenger RNA of Blastomyces dermatitidis ER-3, 3033 nucleotides long. RefSeq names its product alpha-tubulin suppressor protein Aats1. Lineage: Eukaryota; Fungi; Ascomycota; Eurotiomycetes; Onygenales; Ajellomycetaceae. The record is from RefSeq and is a predicted model, not a curated record. The coding region runs from base 384 to 1499 and encodes 371 amino acids. The transcript is spliced from 2 exons.